AUGGACCAUGAGCCAAACUUGCGCUCGGAACAUUCGGAAGUGCGAGCCUUUGUGCUGUUUCGGAACACAACCGCCCGUGAGGUGGACGUGUACUGGGUAAACUAUUCCUCCAAGCUUAUCCACUACACGUCGCUCCAGCCGAAGGCAGAAUGCACGGUUAACACGUACGUAACCCAUCCGUGGGUGUUUAAGGACAAACAAUCCGACGAGCGGAUGUGCGUGCGGCAUCAGCCGGUCUAUAUGCCCGAACCAUGGUACAUCAGUUCGUACAGUGCCGGCAGACUGAUCAGAAAGGAAGUAAACAUCCACUUCCCGGUUCGCACGCUGAAAGAGAAUUGUCUGUGGCGGAUCGUUACACUGCUGGCGGAUGCAGAGGGAAGCGCACUGUGGGAGCUGGAGAUACCUCGCAUGCUCAUACAGGAGCUAGCAGUUAGAAAAGGGAAUAAAUACGAGUUCCGAUACGUCCGAAACCGGGGAGUUUAUCGGGGACCGCCCCGGUUCAUCGGUAUGACGCCUGACUAA
Anopheles marshallii is the source of this 522-nucleotide messenger RNA. It is a transcript of the gene Vhl, whose product is annotated as protein Vhl. The record is from RefSeq and is a predicted model, not a curated record. The transcript has 2 exons. NCBI's taxonomy places the organism in Eukaryota, Metazoa, Arthropoda, Insecta, Diptera, Culicidae. Bases 1 to 522 code for a protein of 173 amino acids.